Molecule: messenger RNA, 1542 nt
Organism: Emericellopsis cladophorae
Lineage: Eukaryota; Fungi; Ascomycota; Sordariomycetes; Hypocreales; Bionectriaceae
Product: cystathionine beta-synthase
Exons: 1
Coding region: 1-1542 (513 amino acids)
Cellular component (GO): cytoplasm
Molecular function (GO): cysteine synthase activity; cystathionine beta-synthase activity
Source: RefSeq, a predicted model, not a curated record
AUGUCCGUCGCCCACACCCCCCGCAAUGCGCCCACUGUCGCAUCGGCCACCGACCUCAUCGGCAACACCCCCCUCGUCCGCCUCAACAGAAUCCCCCAGGCCCUCGGGAUCGAGUGUGAUGUCUACGUCAAGGCCGAGUUCUUCAACGCCGGCGGCAGCGUCAAGGACCGCAUCGCCCUCCGCAUGGUCGAGGAGGCCGAGAAGAGCGGCCGCAUCAAGCCGGGCGACACCCUGAUCGAGCCCACCAGCGGCAACACCGGCAUUGGCCUCGCCCUCGUUGGUGCCAUCAAGGGCUACAAGACCAUCAUCACCCUGCCCGAGAAGAUGUCGGCGGAAAAGGUGUCGGUGCUGCGCGCCCUGGGGGCCACCAUCAUCCGCACCCCCACCCAGGCGGCGUGGGACAGCCCCGAGUCGCACAUUGGCGUCGCCCGCCGCCUGGAAAAGGAGAUGCCCAACGCCCACAUCCUCGAUCAGUACAGCAACCCCAACAACCCCCUCGCCCACGAGUACGGUACGGCGGAGGAGAUCUGGGAGCAGACGGGCGGCAAGCUGAACGCCGUCGUCGCUGGCGCUGGUACGGGCGGCACAAUCACUGGCUUGGCGCGCGGGAUCCGAAAGCACAGCAAGGACGUCAAGAUCAUUGCCGCCGAUCCCCAGGGCAGCAUCCUCGCCGUCCCCGAGUCGCUCAACGAGGAGCACAUGAAUGCCCAGUACAAGGUCGAGGGUAUCGGCUACGACUUCAUCCCCGACGUGCUCGACCGCGAGACUGUGGACAAGUGGUACAAGACCGACGACCAGGAGUCUUUCUUCCUCGCCCGUCGCUUGAUCUCCGAGGAGGGUCUGCUGGUCGGUGGUAGCUCUGGGUCGGCCAUGGCCGCCAUGGUGCUGGCCGUGAGGGAGUAUGGCUUCAAAAAGGGCGACGUUGUCGUCGUCAUCCUGCCCGAUAGCAUCAGGAGCUACCUCAGCAAGUUUGCCGACGACGACUGGCUCGCCGCCAACAAGCUCCUGCCCACAAACGGCGUCGAGGUCGACAAGUCGGCUGACAAGAAGGAGACUGACCCCUACGCGGGCGCCACCAUUGCCUCGCUGCGCUUGAAGCCGGUGACGUCCAUCUCUGCGGCGGCUUCCUGCUCCGAGGCCAUCGAGACCAUGCGCGACAAGGGCUUUGACCAGCUCCCCGUGCUGUCCUCCACCACGCCCUCCAAGCUCGUCGGCCUCGUCACCCUCGGCAACUUGCUCAGCUACAUCUCUCGCGGUCGCGCCACGGGAGAGAGCCAGGUCAAGGAUGUCAUGUUUGACUUUGCCCACCUCGACGAGAUCAUUACGGACCCCCGCCAGAACGCCGCCCUGGGCAAGAAGGACAAGAAGCGCAAGUUUGUCCAGAUCACGCGUGAGACGUCUCUCACCGAGCUAAGCAAGUUCUUUGAGUGGAACAGCGCGGCUGUCGUCACAGAGACCAGCGAGGACGCGAAGCUCUCCAAGCCCAUUGCCAUCGUGACAAAGGUCGAUCUUCUGACCUGGAUGGUGAACAAGAAGCUCUAA